AAUUUUCUGAUUAUUAUAUCCUAUCAUUCGAGGUUCUUUUUCUCUAUUCUAGAAAUCUACAACUCCUUCCUUAAUCCCGCUUUGUGUAUGCUACCAUCAUGCCAUUCUCCGGCUCCUCUAUCUUCCCCCACUGGCGUCGCAAAGCCGCCGAACGCUCAAGUAACGCUUCGUAUGAGGUUCCAUACUACAUGAACGCAGCAUAUUAUCCCAAUUGGCGGAUAUACCGAAAGCAGCCUCCCUCAUCGCUCAGAUUGGGAUUUGUCUCCCAUAUCUUCUACGCAUUUGCAUGGGUCAAAGAAGACGGCACCGUUUAUUUAAGCGAUGAAUGGGCCGACACGCAAAUGCCCGUAGACGGCACCAAGGGCUGUAUCCGGGCCUUCACGCAGCUGAAACCGCAGUACUCAAAGAUGAAAGUCAUUCUCUCCGUCGGCGGCGGCGGCAAGGGAAGCGAGAACUUCGCCGUCGUGGCGCGCAGUCAAUCGCGCACCGAGACGUUUGUCCGCACGGCCAGGGCGCUCGUGGAUCAAUUCGGCCUCGAUGGACUCGACAUCGACUGGGAACACCCCGCAGACCCACAGCAAGGAAUGGACUAUGUGCGGCUUCUGGCAAAGCUGCGCGAGGCGCUGCCUACGCCGCGUUUUGUUCUAGCAACCUGUCUCCCGGCGGGGCAGUGGGCUCUCCGGAAUAUCGAUCUUGGGAAGGCCUCCGUGUAUCUCGAUUUGAUGAAUCUCAUGACGUAUGAUUUUGCCGGUCCCUGGACGAAUGAGAGCGGGCACCACGCGCAGUUAUACAGCCCAUCUCGGAAUCCGGGCGCUGUUUCGUGUCAAUCCAGUGUGCAGUAUGUGCUUUCGCAGGGGGUUGAUCCGAAGAAAAUCCUCUUAGGGGUUCCUGCGUACGGCCGGUCGUUUUUGGGUACUGAGAAGCCCGGUCAGCGGUAUGUCGGGGCUGGCGGCGAGGAUGGUGUGUUCGAUUAUAGUGACUUGCCUCGUCCUGGGGCUAAGGAACAUCACGAUGAUAAGCUUGGCGCGGCGUACUGCUCCGGUGGUGAUGGCGGGUUUGUGACCUAUGAUACGCCGCGGACGGUGGAGCAGAAGGCCCAGUUUACGACUAAGACGAAGCUGGGGGGUUUGUUCUAUUGGCAUAUUGGAGGGGAUGCACGAGGUGCGCGGAGUUUGAUCGAGACGGGAUAUAAUACGCUACAUGAGAUGUAGCCUGUUACUUCAGACUUUAAAACAUUGAACAAGAAAAGAAGCCGAGGGGGUUGGGGAAGAUAAUGGAAUGGGUGCAAUGAAAACAUGGGUCGUG
Molecule: messenger RNA, 1305 nt
Organism: Aspergillus alliaceus
Lineage: Eukaryota; Fungi; Ascomycota; Eurotiomycetes; Eurotiales; Aspergillaceae
Product: glycoside hydrolase family 18 protein
Exons: 4
Coding region: 99-1211 (370 amino acids)
Biological process (GO): chitin catabolic process; carbohydrate metabolic process
Cellular component (GO): extracellular region
Molecular function (GO): chitin binding; chitinase activity
Source: RefSeq, a predicted model, not a curated record